Messenger RNA from Dendroctonus ponderosae (mountain pine beetle), 2809 nucleotides. It is a transcript of the gene Vps53, whose product is annotated as vacuolar protein sorting-associated protein 53 homolog. The coding region runs from base 117 to 2534 and encodes 805 amino acids. Gene Ontology annotation, cellular component: GARP complex. The record is from RefSeq and is a predicted model, not a curated record. Lineage: Eukaryota; Metazoa; Arthropoda; Insecta; Coleoptera; Curculionidae. Gene Ontology annotation, biological process: retrograde transport, endosome to Golgi. The transcript is spliced from 12 exons.
GUGAUACUGCAUUUAUGUCAAAGUCCAAGUGAGCAAUGUCGAAACUGACACAAGUUUAUUUAUUUUGAUUUCUAUUUUAUACAAGAAAAAUAAAUUAAAUUUUCAGCUGGAAAAUAAUGGAUAAUAGUCCGGACGAAGAUGAUUUGCUGGAUGAGGACAGUUCGGAGUUCUUUAUCAAUUUUCCACCGGACGUGCAAAAGGCUAUAGACGAGGUUCUACCAAGUAGAGACUCACUAGAUGAACCAGAUUUCAACAGUAUAGACUACAUAAACAGCCUCUUCCCCACCGAACAAUCCUUGUCCAAUAUCGAUGAAGUAGUUAUAAAAAUGGAAAACCAAAUCCACACCAUUGAUAAUGAAAUAUCCACGGUUAUAAGGAGUCAAAUCGAAGCAAGCAAAGAGGGGCGAGAAGCUCUCGAUGAAUCCCAAAAAAUUAUUAAACAGUUAUUUAUCCACAUUAAAGACAUCAAGGAAAGAGCUGAGAAGUCUGAGGAAAUGGUCAGAGAGAUUACAAGGGACAUUAAACAAUUAGAUUGCGCCAAAAAGAAUUUAACCUUGGCCAUUACAACUUUAAACCAUCUUCAUAUGCUGGUAGGAGGAGUAGAUACCCUUAAAUCUCUUACCCAAAAGCGUCUUUAUGGAGAAAUAGCUCUGCCUCUUCAAGCUAUUUGCGAAGUAAUGACCCACUUUGAAAACUACUCAGACAUUCCGCAGAUUAAGAGCCUAAGUGAUCAAGUGAACAGUAUUCACGUUGAACUAGCCGAUCAGAUAACUCUCGAUUUUAAGGAAGCAUUCCAAGGCUCAAAUAAUAAAAGCCAUAUUCCCAAUAAACAACUGCAACAAGCCUGUCUAGUUGUAUCCAUCCUAGACCCAAAAGUGAAGAAGGAUCUUUUAAAAUGGUUCGUCAAUUUGCAACUUCAAGAAUACGAUCAUCUGUUUCAAGAGACUGAAGAUACGGCAUGGUUAGAUAAAAUCGACAAAAGAUAUGCCUGGAUAAAACGGCAUUUGCUAGAAUUUGAAGAUAGAUUAGGCAAUAUGUUUCCUCAAAACUGGGAAGUUUCUGAACGAAUAGCCGUACAAUUUUGCCACAAAACGCGCGAGGAAUUAUCAAAAAUUAUGGUCAAAAGAAAAAGCGAGAUUGAUGUGAAACUGCUCCUCUAUGCCAUUCAGAAAACAUCAGCAUUUGAAAGUUUGCUUUUCAAACGGUUUUCUGGAGUUACACUGAAGGAAAACCUGGAAGAAACUGUGAAAUCACAGACGAAAAGCGAUAUAAACCAAGCAAUAGCGCAAAGGAAUGGCAACUUAAAAGACGAAGCAAUCAAUGAAGAAAUGGCAUUGAUUGCCUCCCCAUUUAACGGAUUAAUAGGUAGAUGCUUUAUACCUCAUUUGGAAAUCUACAUAGACAGUGUAGAUAAAAAUCUAACUGAUCUUAUUGAUAGAUUUGUGCAGGAUGAGAAGCAGCAUAGACCGACGGAAAACACUGAAACUCAAGCAGCGAUUUUGCCAUCUUGUCCAGAUCUUUUUGUUUUUUACAAAAAGAGCAUGAUUCAAUGCAAUCAACUUGAUAGGGGGCAAUCAAUGCUGAGUUUGACUAGAACAUUCCAAAAAUAUCUGCACGAGUAUUCAGAGAAGCUUCUUCAGAAUAACUUACCCAAAAUCGAGGGGCAAUCAUCUCUGGGCAGUUCCGUUCAGAACUUCACCAAAGAUCUGCAAAAGAUGUCAACAUCCGGUCUGAUACAGAAUUUUUCCUCUUUGUUAAAGGAAGGUGAUAUUAUCAGGUUUACCAAAGAGGAGCAAACAAAAAUAUGCUGCAUAUUGACGACGGCGGAAUAUUGUUUGGAAACAACCCAGCAGUUGCAGGAUAAAUUGAAAGAAAAAAUUGAGCCGCACCUAUCAGAGCAGAUAGAUCUUUCCAAGGAACAAGACCAGUUUCAUAAGGUGAUUUCAAAUUGCAUACAACUAUUAGUCCAGGACCUGGAGAAUGUUUGUGAGCCCUCACUAACAGCCAUGACUAAGAUUCAAUGGCAAAACAUCGACACAGUUGGAGACCAGAGUUCGUAUAUCACAUCCAUAACAACAAACUUGAAAACGACUGUUCCAAUUAUUCGCGAUAAUUUGGCACAUUCCCGCAAGUAUUACACUCAGUUUUGCAUCAAGUUUGCCAACAGUUUCAUUCCCAAAUAUAUCCAGAAUAUCUACAAGUGCAAGCCCAUAAAUACUGAAGGAGCAGAACAACUGCUACUUGAUACCCACAUGCUGAAGACAGUUUUGCUAAAUUUGCCUUCAAUAGCCUCGCAAAUCAGCAGAUCGGCACCGGCUGCAUAUUCCAAAGUGGUCACGAAAGGCAUGACAAAGGCGGAAAUGAUUUUAAAACUGGUAAUGACUCCUAUAGAACCGCAAAAGAAUUUUGUGGAUCAAUGCAAAAAACUUCUACCCGAAUGCCAACUCACAGAGUUUUAUAAAAUUCUUGAGAUGAAGACGGUCAAAAGGCAAGAGCAGGCUGUUUUAGCUGAUAUGUUUAAAAGUCACAAAUAAAAUGAGAUCAUCCGUGUGCAAUCCAAGGGAUCUACUCACGACUGAGAUUCAGUAAGUGAGAUUAUUUCAACUAGCGCAACCUAUUCGUAUAUGUAAGUGUAUUAUUUAUUAGUCAUGUGCAAUGUUGCAAGCAGUACUUAACUUGACGAUUUGUUGAUUUUAUAGAAAAUUAUUAUUUAACUUAUUGCUUCUUUUUAAUACGGUUUUAUGUUACUCGUCUGUAAAUAAGGUAGGUAAUGCGUGUAGGAUGUAAGUAAAAUAUUGCCUAUGCAAAA